Messenger RNA from Mustela erminea (ermine), 5091 nucleotides. RefSeq names its product tubulin folding cofactor D (gene TBCD). Gene Ontology annotation, molecular function: GTPase activator activity; beta-tubulin binding. Gene Ontology annotation, biological process: microtubule cytoskeleton organization; bicellular tight junction assembly; adherens junction assembly. Gene Ontology annotation, cellular component: lateral plasma membrane. NCBI's taxonomy places the organism in Eukaryota, Metazoa, Chordata, Mammalia, Carnivora, Mustelidae. The record is from RefSeq and is a predicted model, not a curated record. The transcript is spliced from 38 exons. The coding region runs from base 167 to 3769 and encodes 1200 amino acids.
AGCGGGUCCGAGGCGCGAGGUCGGAGGUCGUGGGGCGGGGCCAGCGUCGGUAGCCGCCGCCUGUGCUUCAGCCGUUGUCCCUCAGCCGGCAGCCGCCCGCCUUUCCCAUCCGGUGCUUGCGCGUAGCCGGGCUUCGAGCCCACGGGCGCAGGCCGGGACGCCAAGGAUGGCCCUGGGCGAGGAGCCGGCCGCGAGCGCGCCGGAGGACGGGGCGGAGGAGGAGGCGCUGGCCCACGGCGGCGCCCUGGAGGCGUUCGGCGAGAGCGCGGAGACCCGCGCGCUGCUCGGCCGCCUGCGGGCGGUGCUCGGCGACCGGGCGGCCCAGGAGGGCGCCCUGGAGCGGUUCCGAGUAAUCAUGGACAAAUACCAGGAGCAGCCUCAUCUCUUGGACCCACACCUCGAAUGGAUGAUGAACUUGUUGUUGGAUUUAGUGCAAGAUAAGACAUCUCCAGCUGACCUUGUACAUCUGGCUUUUAAAUUUCUUUACAUCAUCACCAAGGUUCGAGGAUAUAAAACAUUUCUUCGUUUAUUUCCUCAUGAAGUAGCCGACGUACAGCCUGUGUUAGAUAUGUUUACCAAUCAGAAUCCUAGAGAUCAUGAAACUUGGGAGACCCGCUACAUGCUUUUACUGUGGCUCUCCGUGACCUGCCUGAUCCCUUUUGAUUUUUCACGUCUUGACGGGAACCUCCUGACUCAACCUGGGCAAAUACGAAUGUCCAUAACGGACCGUAUUCUCCAGAUAGCAAAGACCUACUUGGUUGUCAGUGACAAGGCCCGAGAUGCAGCUGCGGUCCUUGUGUCCAAGUUUGUCACACGGCCCGAUGUCAAGCAGGAGAAGAUGGCAGGUUUCUUGGACUGGAGCCUGCACACCUUGGCCCGCUCCUCCUUCCAGACCAUCGAGGGCGUCAUUGCCAUGGAUGGCACACUCCAGGCCCUGGCACAAAUAUUUAAGCAUGGAAAACGUGAAGACUGUUUACCCUAUGCCGCCACCGUUCUCGAGUGCCUGGAGGGCUGCCGGCUGCCCGACAGCAACCAGACCCUGCUCCGGAAACUUGGGGUGAAGCUUGUGCAGCGGCUGGGACUGACAUUCCUGAAGCCCAGGGUGGCGACGUGGAGGUACCAGCGGGGCUGCCGCUCGUUGGCCGCUAACUUGCAGCUCUGUGCCCAGAGUCAGAGAGAGGCGAAGACGCAGGUGGAGACCCCCGACAGCGACGGAGACUAUGACAUCCCUGAGGAGGUGGAGAGCGUGAUAGAGCAGCUGCUGGUCGGGCUGAAGGACCAGGACACGAUCGUGCGGUGGUCUGCGGCCAAAGGAAUCGGCAGGAUGGCUGCAAGGCUUCCCAAAGAGCCGGCGGAUGAUGUGGUUGGGUCCGUGUUGGAUUGUUUCAGUUUUCAGGAGACGGACAACGCCUGGCAUGGUGGCUGUCUGGCGUUGGCGGAACUGGGCAGAAGAGGCCUGUUGCUCCCUUCUCGACUCCAGGACGUUGUCCCUGUGAUCCUGAAGGCGCUGACCUAUGAGGAGAAGCGGGGUUCCUGCAGCGUGGGCACCAAUGUUAGAGACGCCGCCUGCUACGUGUGCUGGGCCUUUGCACGUGCCUAUGAGCCCCAGGAGCUGCAGCCCUUCGUGGCUGCCAUUUCCAGUGCCCUGGUGGUCGCCGCGGUGUUUGACCGGAACAUAAACUGCAGGAGAGCGGCGUCCGCUGCUUUCCAGGAGAAUGUGGGGAGACAGGGCACUUUCCCUCACGGAAUCGACAUUUUGACUGCAGCAGACUACUUUGCUGUCGGCAACAGAGCUAACUGUUUCCUGGUUAUAAGCAUGUUUGUUGCCGGCUUUCCGGAGUACACGCAGCCCAUGAUAGACCACCUGGUGACCAGGAAGAUCAGCCACUGGGACGGGGUCAUCAGAGAGCUGUCUGCGAAGGCUCUGCACAACCUGGCCCAGCGAGCUCCUGAGUACAGCGCCACUCACGUGCUUCCACGUCUGCUGUCCAUGACGCAGAGUCUGGACUUGCACACGCGGCAUGGAGCCGUGCUGGCCUGUGCGGAGGUUGCCCAUGGCCUGUACCGACUCGCGGUUCAAGAGGGCAGGCCCGUCGCCAGCUACCUGGAUGCAGCUGCCGUGCAGGGCCUGAAGCAGAUUCACCAGCAGCUCUACGAUCGUCAGUUAUAUAGGGGUCUAGGAGGAGAACUCAUGAGACACGCAGUGUGCGUUUUAAUAGAAAACUUGUCCCUUUCCAAGAUGCCUUUUAGAGGUGACACCGUAAUUGACGGGUGGCAGUGGCUGAUAAAUGACACGCUGAAGAGUCUCCAUCUGAUUUCAAGUCAUUCUAGACAACAGAUCAAGGAAGCGGCUGUCUUGGCCCUGGCUGCUCUCUGCAACGAAUACUAUGCCCUGGAGACCGGGGAGGCGGACCCCGCCAGACAGGAGGAGCUGAUCCGGCAGUACCUCGCGGACCUGCGGAGCCCAGAGGAGAUGGCUCGCUGCGGCUUCUCGCUGGCCCUGGGCGCCCUCCCGCACUUCCUCCUGAGAGGCCGGCUGCAGCAGGUGCUGGCGGGCCUGGGAGCCGUGACGGCCAUUUGCCCUGAGGACGUGAGCUUUGCCGAGUCCAGGCGGGAUGCUUUGAAGGCGAUCUCAAGGGUUUGCCAGACGGUUGGCGUGAGAACAGGAGGAGCCCCAGACGAGGUUGUGUGUGAAGAGAACGUCUCCCAGAUUUACCGCACGCUGCUGGGCUGUCUGCACGACUACACCACCGACAGCCGUGGGGACGUGGGCGCGUGGGUCCGCGAGGCCGCCAUGACCGGUCUGAUGGACCUGACGCUCCUGCUGGGGCGGGAGCAGCCAGAGCUGAUCGAGGCCAGUGUCUGUGAGCAGGUCAUGUGCCGCGUGGCCCAGCAGGCGAGCGAGAAGAUCGACCGCGUCCGCGCACACGCCGCACGCGUGUUCAUGACGCUGCUACACUCGGACGGGCCCCCCGUCCCUCACGUGCCCCACCGAGGGGAGCUAGAAAAGCUCUUCCCAAGAUCCGACGUGGCCUCCGUGAACUGGAACGCACCAUCACAGGCCUUCCCUCGCAUCACGCGGCUCCUGGGGCUGCCGGCCUACCGCUACCAUGUCCUGCUGGGGCUCGCCGUGUCUGUGGGUGGCUUGACCGAGUCCACGGUCCGGUACUCGACGCAGAGCCUCUUUGAGUACAUGAAGGGGAUUCAGAAUGACCCACAGGCCCUGGAGGGCUUCGGGAGGACCCUCCUGCAGGUCUUUGAGGACAACCUUCUGAAUGACAGGGUGUCUGUGCCGCUGCUGAAGACGCUGGACCAGAUGCUGGCCAACGGGUGCUUCGAGCUCUUCACCGCGCAGCAGGACCACCCCUUCGGUGUGAAGCUGCUCGCGCUUUGUAAGGAGGAGGUCAGGAAGUCCAAGGACGUGCAGAAACUGCGGUCGAGCGUCGCCGUGUUCUGUGGGAUGGUGCAGUUCCCGGGCGGUGUGAGGAAGAAGGCCCUCCUGCAGCUCUGCCUGCUUCUCUGCCACCCGUUCCCUGUGAUCCGGAAGACCACGGCUAGCCAGGUGUACGAGAUGCUGCUCACCUACAGUGACAUCGUGGCUGAGGAUGUCCUUGAUGAGGUCAUGACUGUGCUGGGCACCACGGCCUGGGACGCGGAGCUCCCACUCGUUAGAGGCCAGCGGAACCGCCUGUGUGACCUCCUCGGCGUGCCCAGACCUCAACUGGUCCCCAAGGUGAGACCCAGGGGCCCUUCCCAUGUUGAGAUCUGAGUGUGGCUCCUGAGCCUCCGUCCUGAGCUCGACUCUGGACCGGUCAGAUUUAUGGACUGGCGUGUUUCCCCCCCGCCUGCCCCUCGUGCUUUGCUGGCUCCUCGUUGCAGGCUCCUGCGUGCCUUGUCCCCACUAGGCGCGUAUCAGGACCGGCCAUCUGCCUGGUGGGUGGCCGUUCUGUGCUGCCAGUCCUCAAGCUCACGCCUCUCGCACGAGGUCCUUGGUGCCGCUGUCUGGUUUCCACCAUCACUGCCUCCCUGGACACUUGUCCUCUCUGGGGACUCUGUCACCCCUGGAGUAUCUGGGGCUGCCCCUUGAGGUGUCCAUCUUCCAUGGCAUCAGCGGCUGUGGAUUUCGGAGAUGGCAGGGCCCCAAGCUGACCGUCCGGGUCCUGCGGGGUUGUCAGGCGUGUUCGCGAGGGAGUGGGGUGGACCCGGGCUGUGGGUCCCACAGGCGCUCACACAGCGGCACGUGCUGGGACGGCCAGACCCGGAGCUGGUUCCUGGUCCUGCCUUGCUGGCCGUAUCCCCCUGGCCGUGCGUCUCGUCUGCGACUGCUUUCGAGCUUUCCCUGAGUGAGAACGUCCAUCCAGACAUGAGCGCGGUCCAGCUCUGGGGGUGGGGGGUCCGUGUUCGUCCGGCAGGGGCGCGGGCACUGCUGCAGCCUCCAGAGCUUCGUCAUGGCCCGGCCCGGGGCGCCCUGCACUGUCCCCCUCCGGGCACGGGGGUUGGGUGCACUUGGACAGAGGACCCCCGGCUGUGAGCCUGGCGUCCUGCUGGCAGGAGGCGGGGCCAACUGCGGUUGUCCGGGCAGACCCCAGCUUCAGGACCGGUGAACCGUGGGCUCCUGGAGGGUCCCCCGAGGAGGCACCCCAGACUCUCGCCCCCCCUGCCAGCUCACACCCACGUCCAGCAUCGUGCGCUCCGCUGGGCGCUGGGCCUCGGCUCCGGGCAGAGUCCGCGUCCGUCCAUCUCCACGUCGGGGGCGGGGGCUCCGUUCUCCGAGAGGCGGAGAAGCUGCAGCCGCCCCCGCCCGUCUUCUCGGGGUUGUACGGCGUUGCAGGCAGUGGUCCGGGGUGCCUGUGGGCUUCGGUCUGGGCCACCGUCCUGAUGUCCUGACCGCCACCUAGAGAUGCUCUUUGUAAGAAGGAGCCGCGCCCUCACAUCUGCUCCAUCCCCUGGGAGCACAGCCGCUCGGGAUUUCUUUUGUCGCUGACCCUUUUCCUGUUUUCUUCCGUUUAAGUGGGACACUUACAGGCCGCGACCAGGUCUGGUCUGUCUGGAUCUCACCUGAGUUCCUGGAGCGUUUAACGUGUGCUCCGG